AUGCAGACUGCUUCUACAAACAUUUGUGAAAGAAUGGGUCGCUCUCAGGAGCUCAGAGAAUUUGAGCGUGGUACCGUGAUAGGUUGCCACCUGUGCAAUAAGUCCAUCCAUGAAAUUUCCUUGCUACUAAAUAUUUCACAGUCAACUGUUAGUGGGAUUAUAACAAAGUGGAAGCACCUUGGAACAACAGCAACUCAGCCACAAAGUGAGCGGGGUCAGCACAUGCUGAAGCGGACAGUGUGCAGAAAUCACCAACUGUCUGCAGAGUCAAUACAAUAGCUAAAGACUUCUAAAGUUCAUGUAGCCUUCAGAUUAGCACAACAACAGUGCAUAGAGAGCUUCAUGGAAUGGGUUUCCAUGGCCAA
Molecule: messenger RNA, 365 nt
Organism: Staurois parvus
Lineage: Eukaryota; Metazoa; Chordata; Amphibia; Anura; Ranidae
Source: the annotation of a GenBank genome assembly